Zophobas morio is the source of this 4223-nucleotide messenger RNA. RefSeq lists its product as uncharacterized. Gene Ontology annotation, biological process: regulation of DNA-templated transcription; double-strand break repair via homologous recombination. Lineage: Eukaryota; Metazoa; Arthropoda; Insecta; Coleoptera; Tenebrionidae. The coding region runs from base 157 to 4215 and encodes 1352 amino acids. The record is from RefSeq and is a predicted model, not a curated record. The transcript has 29 exons.
CAUUGUUUCAUGAUUGGUAUCUUCAGUUGUGAGGACUGCUGUGUUUUUGCAAGCCAGUACUAAGUCAUCAUAUCUUUAAGAUAUUUUUUUUCUCUUUGCCUUUACUUAAAGGUGUGCCUCUGACUUGUAUGGAAGCUUGCGGGAAGUAAGAAGUUCAUGUCCUCAGAAAUUUUAUGCAACCGCUGUGGAGGGGGUUCUUGCAACAAAAAAGUGUUUUUAGGCUUCCCUUGCCCAAGCAAAGGCACCUGGAAAACUAUACUUUCUGAUCAAAUUCGAUUUAAUUCUAAAAUUUGGUUUAAAUGCUCAAACGUUCAAGUAAAUUACCGAAUGACUUUUAUGAAUGAAGGCAUUUUGAAUUCUUCUAACACUAUUAAACUCCCUGCCGCGUCUACAGAACCGUCUCCAUCUCUAAGUCGCUUUAGCGAAAACAGUUUAUAUUUGCCCACCACGUUGUUAGCUGAAAGCACUUCACUUUUUCCUAAAACCUGCGCAACCUCUCCUUUAUCAACUCGCGUGAUGAAAGAAGAGAGUAGAGAUUGCAAUGCAGAAUUAAUAAGGAUGGAUAGUGACAUUUGUUUGGGGAAGGCUCGGCUUUGCGAGGAUAAAAGCGAAUAUUAUGAUAUUGCGGACACUCUUUGCCUUCCAAGUUCGCUCCUUCCGCCGAUUCACCCUCCAGACUCGCUGGUUGACCAGUUGACCAAUAACUCGCCUCCCACUGAAGUUGUGCUCAAAACUUGCGAGGCUGUCACGCCAGUCAAGUCUUUUCCCGCAACAUCGCGCACUGCCUCUCAGAAGGCUGGACGUUGGGAUGACGGCUUGCUAACCAACGAUAGUAAAGGGCCACCUUUGGCAGAUUCCGCAGUAGAAAUUGAGAGCAAUAGUCACCCCUACGGUGCAUAUCUCCACGAUUUGUUUUUUUCUAGUGAGAACGACAUUACUCAAGUAGAAACCAGCCCAGUAACAAGGCUUCUUUCGGAAGAGCCCUUGACGCCCAACACCACUGUUACUGGGUUUGUUACGGGCCACGGAAGGGCAAUUAAGGUUUCUACGGAAGCACAAGGGGCCUCAAAAAGGCUUCUUGACGAAGUUUUUCUCACCGAAGCACGAGAAGACCAAAAAAGGCAGGUUGCCUGUAACUUAAAAGCUUCUAAACGGCCUAUAAGCGAGCAGCCUUGUGGGCACGAAGUCCGCAGACCUGCCCUCGCCGAAGGUUCGGGGUCCGACCCUAAGAUAAGCAUCGGAUUUACAUCGGCGGCCGGAAAGCGCAUCACUGUCAACGCCAAUAGUUUAAGCGUAGCUACUAAGCUGCGGGACCAAUGCGAUCUGCAAUCGCGCAGCCUUCUGGCAGAGAGGGCGCACUUCCCUGAUUACAGAGAGAAUAAGUCAUGCAAAGGCCUACAAAAGGAUGGAAACUAUCAUAAAGGUGAUGUCUCUGAGCACCAACUCAAGCAAUUCAAAAGCAAAUGUCUUGACGAAGCCUGUGCUCACCCCGUUGAAGAGGAUCUACCCCCUCUUCUUUCGUCGCCCAACUCUUCAGCUCGGACCACUUCUCCCUCUGUUUUUCCUUGUAGAGCAAUUCGCUUUCCUGGCCUCUCCAGACGCCGCUCUGUUACUCCCUUCUUGACGGCGGGGCCGAAUGACUAUAAUCCUUAUAAAAGUCACGCCUGUGCCGAUGCCGCGUUGAGUGACGCGUGCAAUACCAUGCCAACAACAAAAGCGAGUGUUUUCCACUUACCUAGCGGCACGCAGCCCCGCCGAGUGUUCGAAUCGAAGUUCAUGGCACUGAGUCCUUCUCGCGAAGCGCUAAACGUUUCCUUAAGGCGGACCUCGUCCUGCGCUGCCUGGCACUUUGUUUUCAAAAUUUUUCCUCGAAGCGAACUGGAGAGGGGCGCGGUUUACUUCAAGGACAACUUUGCUAUUGAAAUUAAUAUAGCCACUCGGACUAUCGGCCUCUGCGAACUUCAACGCGCCUUUUAUCGGUUUCCCGGCGUAAACAAGAAGUUUGUGUCGCCCUCGUGGGUUAAGAACCAUUACCAUUGGAUCGUCUCGAAGCUGUAUAAUCAAGACCGCCUUUUUUCUCGAGGGUACCAAAUGCGCUGGCUGACUCCCCAAAACAUCUUAAGCCAGCUGCUUUAUAGGUACGAGAGGGAAGUCAACUGUUGCAACCGCUCAGCCGUUCGAUCCAUCCUCGAGAAGGACCAAAGCGCUGCUCGCUGCAUGAUUCUCUUUGUCUCGGACAUCUUCGAAACUCCAGACGCCUUGUGGCUCGAGCUGUGCGAUGGUUGGUAUGCCGUGAGUGCCCGUCUUGACCCUCUCUUGGCCGAGAAGGCGCGCCGGGGCUCUAUAUAUAUUGGCCAAAAGUUGCGACUAGCCGGUGCCCGAAUUGGUGGUAACCUGCCGAGUACGCCACUGGAAUUAGAGAGCCGGACGGAUGCAUAUCUAAUGGUAGACUAUAACUGCACCAGACGAGCAAAAUGCUUAUCCAAGUUGGGUUUCUGCAGGCGAGGGUUGUUUGUGCCCCUCCCGCUAGCUGGAUUCUCCAUGAAGGGUGGAUGGAUAGGCUGCGUUAUUGCUGUCAUUCAACGAAUAUAUCCGCUUCUCUACGUUACCCCUUCCCGCGUUGCAAGCCAUCCACCACUUAUUGGAGAACAACGGGCAAGCCAACGACAGUCGUCGGGCUUUUGGCAGGAGGGAAAAACUGCGAAGACGUUUUUUAUAAGGAUCAAGGUGGUUGACUGUAGCACUACCUCCGCACCAACUGGCACUGCUUAUAUCUGGAUAUAUGCGCCGUCCAUGGAACUUCGGGAGGCACUGAAAGAAGGCGCAAGAGUGCGCUUGUGUGGGCUUCUGCCCCGAAGGACGAGCUCUCCUCCGGGCGCUCUCUGUUUAAACACGACAUACAAGACCCUCUAUGGAUUGCUGCCGCCACCGGAUCCGUCCUGGGUCAAUAAGUGGGCACCACCUCGAACUCUAGCUACGCACUUUCAGUUGCUUUCUAUGAAGAGGGACGUGGAGGUGGACGUGCUUUGCUGUGUAAUCAAAGUGCUGCGCCCUUGUGGGCUUUCCAAAAGACCAGGACGGGAUUUCCACCAGGACGUUUUUGUUACCGGUGACGGCUUGGGCCUGAUGCUCGUCCGCUAUUAUGGCGGACUUGCAGGGAUAAAUCAUCACCGUGUGUGCAAGGAGGGCGCCUUUCUGUUGUUUGAGAAUCUCGUGUACAAGUGUGUUGAACCGUACACUAAAAUUCCCGUCUGCGAAGCCAACGGGUUCACCGUGUGCACCACAACAAUCAAGGCCACUUAUCAACCGGCAUUAAGCGCUCUAAAAGAAAAGAUGCAAGUUGUGCAGAGGUCACAGGGAAGUGCCUUCGCGCUCGACACUCUUUUCUACGGAGUCAUGAUCUUCCUUCAGUGCACGCACGGGGGCCCCGUUGCCUACCACUAUCCCCCCCCUCGGUUAAUGCCCUCCUCGUUGGCUUAUCUGUGUCUUCGGGCUGUUUCGCCAUCUACCUCGCGAACUGUUGACGUGCUGUUGGAUUACUUCGAAUCGGGGAGUAAAAAAACCGCUGAAAGUGCAAGCGAGCAUUCCGCCAGCACUGAAGACUGUUUGGCUACAAUCACCUCCCACUAUUCGUUUCCAGGAAGACUUAACGUCUGUGAUGUGAUAUACCAACAGAACAAAAUACUUCUAAUCCCCGACUUUUUGGUUUCCAGCGAUCAAACGAAAGAAAACUGUUUGAUCCACUUUGCUACCGAGAAACAAAUACGUUAUUACCAAAAUCAGAGGCCGGAGGGUGCCGUUACUGGCAUUAAACUUCUGGGAGUGUGCAGCUUUGGUUCAAGAAACUUUUUUAUCCAGCUCGGCUCAGUUGAAGUCAAUAAGCUCUUCAACUUAUUAACUUCCUCGACUAUCUUCUCGAGUGGACUUCUACAACUGGAGAUGAACACUUUUCUAAAGCGAACUUGUAAUUUUGAAAAACGUCCGCUGGCCGACUUUUUAUUAAGUAUAAGGCUUAUAAGGGAAAGUGGUUACGUAGCGAAUAGCCAGGAAGUGUGCCCAGAGUGCGAAGAUAGUAAUAAAAGGUAUGCAAUAAAACCGAGUGAGUGGCUACGCUUUGUUUCUCUCUUAAUACAUUUACUUACCGAACUUCGCUGGAAGGUUAGCAGCGAAGGCACACAGGUCCUUUUUGAAUUAUGUACUGCAUAUAACAUGUGAAACUGAAG